Molecule: messenger RNA, 3443 nt
Organism: Acanthaster planci (crown-of-thorns starfish)
Lineage: Eukaryota; Metazoa; Echinodermata; Asteroidea; Valvatida; Acanthasteridae
Source: RefSeq, a predicted model, not a curated record
CCUGUUCCAAUACAGUUUUGAUGUGCAGCCGUGGGCGUCGUCGGAAGAUACCCCUUAAAAGAUUCGCCCCAGCAUCCGCUUAUCAAAAUUCUGAAGCUUCAUCCAGAUUCCCACUCACUCAUUUUCGGUGAAAAAUUCUGGCUUCUCGUAUGGUUUAUGAGUUUUGCGCUUCGUCGAUUCGGAAACUCUUGCUGCCCUCUGGACAAAUCGUCCGUGGAUAUCCACGUGCAAUUUUUACUCAGUUUUCCACCCGCACUUGCCUAUUAAACUUUCAUGCUUUUCGCCGUUAUGAUGGUAGAGAGACCAUUCCACAAUCAACCCAAAUGACACAUUACACGCCUGUACAAUGCUUUGUUGCUUUUGUCUUCUUGUUCCUGCUGUUGAGAUUAGAAUUGGCGGGCGGGUUUGAUAAAAGGUAUAAAAAGUAAAACGGGUUAUACCAUAAAGCAGCGAGAGUUAAUCAUCGCAUUUGAGAAGGUUUAUUCUGCCUGUGCAAUUCACCAUUUCCGUCGGUUAUCAUCCUGCUACACAAAUAAAAGUGGUCAUCCAGCGUGCACCGUAAUCGAGAUCCAGACAGUAAUCCGUUCUUUCGUUACCAGUUGACACAAUGAACUUGGCAACCUGCAUUUUAUGUUUCUUAGUGACAGUUCUGAUUGUCAUCACAAAGGCCGAUAAUGCCAAUGAACACUGUGGAGGAUACUGCAAUUUCACACAGGUCCGAAAAAGAUGCCAGAAUAAUCAGGAGCUUCAAAGCAUCAAUGAAAAUGGCAAGCCCUGUGGGAAUCAACGGGUCAACCAGCUACGAGGUGAUUGCCUGAGAACUCACAAUUGUAAAAGAAAGCGAACUGUCCCAGACCUGCAAAGAACUUCUCUUCUACGGACCUUAAUCGCACGACGCAACAAAGAGCCAGAGUAUGGUGCUUUUGAUCAGCCGAGUGAUCUUUCGUCGUAUUUCAUUGGUGAUGUUUAUCAGAUUCGGAUACCAGCUUGGCAAGAACGCAUCCUCAAGCUACUGGCAAUUAUGGAGACUGGCAUGGAAAUAUAACCAACUGAUCAACAGCGUUGAUGUGAGUCACCUCACCUCAUCUCACGUCAUUCCAACAUCUGUGUCUUUUAUUGGUAGGAGAUAAUAAAUAAUUAAGAAAUCGAAAGCUUUAUGUAUUAUUCAAAUUACUUAUUCCUUUUUUUAUAAUAUGUCUUUGAAAGCCUGUGCGAAGUGCGAGUAGCUGUUAGAUAAGCCCGUGGUCAUAAUAUUGCUCUAAAUGUCGCAUCGCCGCCUCUUCUGAGUUGUGGAAAGAUUUCUUAUGCAAAGUCAAAAUGUAUAGCUUUAAUUAUCCUCAAAAAGAUCAUUAUGAUAUUUGCAACUGUUGCUUUUCAGCCUUUCAAACAAACGGAAAUAGAAUGUUACUAAACAUUUAGGGUAAGAGAUUGCAGAUAUUGAUGAAAACCUGAUAAAAUUUAUCCCAAAUUUGAAGACAGACUGACUACACUUAGGCCAAUAAAUGAUAUUUAUCGAUGACAGUAAAGUUAGUUUGAUAUUGGACAUUCCCAUUGGUUUGUACAGUAUUUAUCGUGUUCAUUCACUGCAACAAUUUUUAAGCUCUUCACAAGUUCAUCUUUCCACGACAAAUGCCAAUUCUCGGGCUAACCCCAAAUGAAUUGAGUUUAAACAUUUGCAAAAUUCAUCAAUGGGCCCCAAUAAGUACUAAUCAACUUGUAUUAAUCAACGAAGAGAAGUUAUCGGAGUCAAGACCUUUCAAUUAAUUCCGUGGUAUGAAAGUGGUAUAAAAAAGAAUCUUUUUCUAUCAUCAGACAGAAGUGUUGACAGUCAAUUACAACUUUGCUUAUUCAAGCAAACCUCUCAGGUAAAUGGUCAUUCAUCCCGCACAUGUAUAAUAAAAGCCCUUGAAAACAUGCAAUGUGUAACAACUAGGCCUAUACGAACCUAUUUUGUUGGUCCUGUAUUGUACAUUGUAAAAAGAAUCUCUGGCACAAAAAGUGGAUUGCAUUUUCCUAUUUUAAUCAUUAGUUAACAUUUCAUAUGCAUGCUAGAAAUUAUAUUACUUUCUUUUUUAUUAUUUUAAGCUUCUUUUUCUUUGGUUUUCGCUAAAUUUGCCUCAUUCAGUACCCAUCCGUCUCGCAGAAAGUUGCCUGAUCUCGAUGAAUUAGUUUCAAGCUUUCUGAAUUAUGGUCGCCUGAAUAAUUCGUUGGGGCUUUGUCGAUUUUUCUGUAGUUUUGCCUUUGCUUCGAUCCUAGUAAAGAUGAAUUCGAUCCAUUGUUCAGCUUUGCUUCUGGCUUGAGCUGUUAACUGCGUAACGCAUCGGCUUGGUGCACAACUGUUUUUUUUUUUCACUCUCAUGGUACGUGCCCAUCAAACCACACACAGAGACACACAGUUGGCACCAUAUCAGAGGACUGUAGGGGGUACACACUGCCUUCAUUACCUCACAAAGCAAAAUGGACUUACAUGUUUGAAUUACUUGCGGAAACAUACUGAAUUCCUCUCAAUAUAAUUGUAAGGAGUUGGAGACAACAAGCUGGUUUAGCUAGCGGCUAAUUUGGGACCCACAGAUCACUGCUUCCUCACUGUCCUCUUUUACAUGCCCCGGUCUUUAUGUGUUUUAGAUUUAGGUUGUUUUUUUAUUAUUAAUUACUUUCUUUCAAUUAGUCUGGUAGCAAAUCUUUCACAAAGGUCUUUCCUUUAUGUGAUUUUUGUUUAGGAACAAACAAAAAGAAAUGCAAAAUUUUAAACUUUUUGCAAAUUAUUUUCCUAUCCAGCAUGGCAUGAAGCAGGCUGUACUGGAUGGGGGUUUUUUAUAAAAUUAAUGGUCAAAGUGAGUGUAGUCAAAUUUUGAGCAGAAUCUGAGGUGACAAAGGCUACGACUUAGGGGAGGAGUAGAGAAGGCAAAGUUGGCAGUGCUUUUCACCUACUGUAAAAGCUUGAAAUUUGUAAAGAAUGCAAUCAAAUUCAAUAUCAACCAAAUUACUAGGGAUGAUGUUUUUUAGCUUUCAAUUACUUGUCUUACUUUUUAAAUUUUUUAAAUUGUUCUUAAAACAAAUACUUUUAACAAAAUGGUGUUUUCUCAAUAAAAUCAACUGGCAAGCCUAGUUAUGAAAAUGAACAGUGAGUUCAACAAAAUUCACCUCACUUUAAUGAGUUUUCUACAUCAACGAUGAGUAGUUGUCAAGUCGAAGAGCUUAUAACGAAACCUGAUCAAUUAUUAAUGUUCAUCGUAUUAUUAUCAUCAGUUUCUACAAACGACUGUAUAUACAAAUAUUUAUUUAUUCAUCAAUGACGCAUGUAUUAACGUUUGUCAUGAACAUUUUAUGUUGAAACUAUAUUAUACAUAAACUGAGACUCUUCACACCGUAACCCAUUUUAUGAAAUCUUACGUUUAUUUUCUGAAUGUCGUUGCAUUUUUGGCCUUUCUAAUUAAUAAAUA